Molecule: messenger RNA, 2844 nt
Organism: Mytilus trossulus (common blue mussel)
Lineage: Eukaryota; Metazoa; Mollusca; Bivalvia; Mytilida; Mytilidae
Exons: 5
Coding region: 123-1721 (532 amino acids)
Source: RefSeq, a predicted model, not a curated record
UUUCACAUGGAAAUUAAAUCGGAUAACCAUAUCUUCAGAUUCAAAGGGUAAACAAAUGCGCGAAAAAUACGACUUAUCUCUUUUUAAUUUUUAUUCGCUAUUUGAAAUAAUUAAUAAAUAAAAUGAAAGAAGUGAAAAACCUGUAUUCAAUUUUAAUUGGAAUUUUCAAUGUAUAUUCCGUAGUUUGUGUUGUUCCUUACAUUACAGAUAAUAGUUCCGAAAAUCUAAGACUUGAUGAUGGAAACUGGUCUGGACCAAGAGACUCGAGAGAAAGCGAAUGGGUUAAAGGUGCUUUCAAUUAUGUUCAAAAUUUAAAAUGUGAAGAUGUAUUUUUUACAACAGAAAAAGAAUGUCUGGCUUUAUUGACAGUUACUAAGUCAUCUUAUGUUGUACAUGUAGCACCAUUUAGUGGUCAUCGGACUUACGAAACAGUGUUACCAGAAGAAGUAUUAACAAGAAAAGACAAUAACCAUCAGGGGGUUUUAGUACUAGACCCGUAUCCAACAGCUAAUUUUGGACAUCUUGUGAUAGUGUUUUUCAUUGAUUACAAAGAUAAACGUACAUGUGAUUCUGAAAACGGAAUAUUUCUAGAUACUCAUGGUGACUGUAUGACAUUAGCUUUGAAACGUCGAUGUAAGAACGCAAUAAAACGUCAUGGACGACGAAAACACCAUGCCAGGCGAUGUGAAAUUAACUUUCUACCUUUUGUUUAUCUUUCAAGUCCUUCGAAAAGUUACAAUCAACAGAAACAUUACAAUUACUUACGAUGUUGGCAAGGUUUAGCAGGAUAUUCCCGAUGUCCAGAAUUACGAGACGAAAGCGUAACAACAGAAUUAAUCUGUAACCCUAUUAGAGAUAAUACGAAGAGAUGUACAACAACACACGAGAUGGUCCACACUAAUUGUAAUAUGUUUGAAAUAUGUGACCAGGCAGUCCUGAUUUCCGGGGGCUGGAACAGACAGACAACAGGGGUGAGAUCGCAAAGGAAUUUGGAGAAUAUUUACUGGAUGUUGAGAAAAAAUGGAUUUAAGAAAAGCCAUAUCAAAACAUUCUUCGCAAAUGGAGCCACUGGUAUAAAUGUGCCCGGUGAACUUGCCCACCACGUCCACCCUGCUGCUAUGAAGCUUGCACUGAGGUACCAUAUACAGACUAUGUGUAGAUCACCUCAUUGUGUUAAUUCAUUGGUUCUUUACAUGAAUAGUCCUGCUAAAAGUGAUGGAACUAUGUAUCUAUGGGACAUAAACUCGGACGGACUGGCUGUAGAUGCUGAGAAAUAUUACUUAAAAGAAUUCAAGGAAGAUAUAAGUAACUGCCAGGCAGAAUACGUCCAUGUAAUAGUCGAUCAAAGCUUCUCCGGAAAUAUAGCUGACGCAUUCAAAAACUCGAAUGACCAUCGGAAUGUGGUGGUAUUCGCUAGUGGAAAAGAUCAUGAGUAUGCAUUUGAUGAUGAGUUUACAAGUCACUGGGCAAAAGCUAAUCAUACAACGGAGUGUACUUGGCAGGUACAAAAGCAAAUCAAAAAUAAAGCCAGCAAAUCAACCCCAGAAAGCCACGAAGGUCAAAGGGGAGAAGUUAGAACAACCAUUUUUGGAGCACCUUGUCACGUUAUUCCGCCAUUUUCAAAUCGUGAGCUACGUCAUGAUUAUUUGGGUUGUCAAUCUCUCCCAACGGCAUUGUGGAUAAAAAAAUUAUUUGCGGAUAAGAAUCCAUGGCGGUAUUAGUGAAGGACUACUAUCGAACACAGCAAUACUAUGAUGGGGCUAUAUUUUUUUUUACAUCAAAAUAGGUGAUCUGCUUAUAAGACAUGAUGCAUAAGAUUAAAUUAAAAUAAUGAUAUUAAUCCAUGGCACCAUACACACGAAAGAAAUUCGACGUUAUAAUAACUGUGAUUUUGUCGUCGUCAUUGUUACGUAGUCCGUAUUAACGUUUUAGUAUACGUAUCAUGCAAUGUUUGAAAUAUUGAAUACUUUGAAACAUCUUUAAGAUGUACUUGAAAGUACAUUGAAUGUUUCACGCGUAUUUGUUUCCAUUUUUAUUAUUUGAAAAGCUCAUUAGUGAACAAUAUUGAUUUGAUUUGAAAUUGUUGUGUUAUUUGCUUGUUUGUCAAUUAAAAACACAAUACAAAGACGAUAUAAAUCGACAAAACUGAAAUCGGUUACAUAACAUAAAAGGAAAUGUUGAGGAAAUUUCGUGCUGGAAAACAUCAAACAACCAUCUAAAGUCCAGAUGACUUUAUACAUUGAUAAAAACUUUAAAUUAUUAAUGCGGUUUGGUUUGUAAUCAUUCCAGUUCAAGAGACAUGAAACAUGUAACGGGUACACUUAAUAACAUUUGUUGCAACAGAGGUUCCUAAGAUAGUUGCAUUUUUUGCAGUAGAAUGUGAAGUGUUUCAUUGAAAAGACAACUAUGUGUGUAAAGAUACAUACUAUAGAUGACUGGCAUAGUUACAAUCGAGAUGUGAGAUUUACACAUUGCAGAGAGACAAGUUAAGUUACCAUGAAGAAUGCAGGCAUACUGCAGAUGACACGUAGUUACAAUGGAAAAUGUUAGUGUUGGUGUUAUUUAAAAAACAUUCAGAAUUCCAAAAUAGAAGAAUGCACCUUCAAUGGUUACGCAUAUAGUAGAAACACUAGGUGUUUGGAUACAAGGCUUGUAUGGAGAUUAAGAACGCAUUGUAACGGGUACAUAGUUGUGAUGAAUAAACGGGUUGUGAUUUAUGUAAUAUUUGUACAUAUGGAACUAUUUAUAUUGUUGUACAUCAUUGAAUUGUUCAUUUUUACAUUUUCAUCAAAAUCAUGUAUUGUUGUACUAUUGUUAUCUAUAAAAAUAAAUACUCUGACAAUA